Messenger RNA from Zingiber officinale, 1781 nucleotides. RefSeq names its product tryptophan aminotransferase-related protein 1-like. The coding region runs from base 64 to 1677 and encodes 537 amino acids. Gene Ontology annotation, biological process: amino acid metabolic process. NCBI's taxonomy places the organism in Eukaryota, Viridiplantae, Streptophyta, Magnoliopsida, Zingiberales, Zingiberaceae. Gene Ontology annotation, molecular function: transaminase activity; carbon-sulfur lyase activity. The record is from RefSeq and is a predicted model, not a curated record. The transcript has 6 exons.
GCAAGGAGUUUGUGGCAUAGCGUGUGCAUCUCUUCCGCGGUUUUACCAAAUCGGAGACGUAUAAUGGACUCGCCCUCUCCGGACGCCGCCGCCGCCGGCCGCCGGCAUUACUUCGCCUUCCUCCCUUCCCUACCUCUCCGCCUCAGGAAGGCCGACGAACCCCUUUCCGCGGCCGUAACUCCUCGCUCCAACCACCGCCUACAGGCUCCGGUGGCCAAGGCUUCCGAAAAGGUACCGACGCGAAGCAAGCCGUCGCGCCGAGGGAGUUUGAUCGGCUUCGCGGGCCUCUCUUGGGAGCUCCUCAUUGUCGGAUCCCUCGCAUUGAAUCUGGUAGCCAUCUCUUUGUUCGCCUCGCCCUCGCUGGACGAGGACGGCGCGCCUCCUCUGGAUUUCGACGCCGAAGCCUCCGUGGCGGCUUCUGCGGCCCUCGUCGGGUCGCCGCAUUCAGAGGGCCGGGACGAGGAGAUCAGCGUGUCUUCCACCUCCGGCUCCCGCCCCACCUCCAAGGAUGCCGUGAUUAAUCUUGACCACGGAGAUCCAACCAUGUACAAAUCUUUCUGGAAGAGGAUGGGCCACCGGGGGGACAUCACCAUCGCUGGGUGGCAGGGCAUCAGCUAUUUCUCAGACGUUACCAACUUGUGCUGGUUCCUCGAACCAGAGUUUGAUCAUGAGAUUCGUCGCCUCCAUCGCCUCGUAGGCAACGCUGUUGCUGAUGGCCACUUCGUAGUCGUUGGGACAGGUUCAACGCAGCUCUUUCAAGCUGCCCUGUAUGCUUUAUCUCCUCCUGAUACUCCACAUCCACUUAGUGUUGUUUCUGCAGCUCCAUACUACUCAUCGUAUCCAGCCGUCACGGACUACCUUAGGUCAGGGCUUUAUCGGUGGGCUGGUGAUGCAUCAGCAUUCAAAGGCAAUAAUAUUUACAUAGAGUUAGUAUGCUCCCCUAACAACCCUGAUGGCUCCAUUAGAGAAGCAGUUCUGAAGUCUGAGAAUGGAACGAUAAUUCAUGACUUGGCAUACUAUUGGCCACAGUACACCCCCAUAACUCAUGCAGAAGACCAUGAUAUCAUGCUAUUUACUGUCUCAAAAACAACAGGCCAUGCUGGAAGUCGACUUGGGUGGGCUUUAGUGAAAGACAAGGAUGUUGCUAAGAGAAUGAUCAAGUUUGUUGAGCUGAAUAGCAUUGGAGUUUCAAAGGAUUCACAAUUUCGGGCAGCUAAGAUACUCAAGGCCAUCUCAGAUGGUUAUGAACUUCCAAAUCCAAAGAACAAGUACAAACUCUUCGAUUUUGGUCAUCUACUUAUGUCCGUGAGAUGGAAGAGGUUGCGAGAAGCUGUGAAGGUCUCAGGCAUCUUUAGUUUACCUGAGUUCCAGUCAUCCUAUUGUACUUUCACAGGGAAGAGGGCUGAAACAUAUCCAGCUUUUGCCUGGCUCAAAUGUGAAAAGGAAGGAGUAGAAGACUGUGAGAGCUUCUUAAGGAGUCACAAAAUCCUGUCUCGGAACGGCAAGCAUUUUGGUGCAGCCCUUGACCUAAGAACAAAGAUUCCCCAAACUUGCUGUCAUCCAAGUGCUCCAAUUUGUGGGAUCCUGAUCAAAGAUUCUGUCAUUCUAACAUUCAAGUCAAUCAUUCACAAUGAUCAAUCAUCCACUUCUGCACUGGUCUAUGAUCAUCCCAUUUAGUUGUCCAUUUCAGUAAUGAUUAAAGAGGGUAGCAACAAGAGGAUAUGGACGCUGGAAGGUAUGGGCAUUAGCAAAUGGCUGCUAUGGCUGGUUGAGGACCACCC